GAUGGCAUAGAUAAGGUGCUUAUGUUAUUUGGUACAUUAGGUUGCCUUGGAGAUGCUUUAAUGUCUCCACUUACUAUGUUAAUCCUUAGUGGGAUUCUUGAUGAUUAUGGUGGUGGUGGUAUUUCUUUCUCCAUUGAUGUGGUGAACAAGUAUGCGCUCAAGCUGCUCAUUCUUGCAAUUGGUGUUGGAAUAUCAGCUUUUCUUGAAGGAAUAUGUUGGACAAGAACUGCCGAAAGACAAACAUCACGUCUAAGGAUGGAAUACCUUAAAUCUGUACUUAGGCAAGAAGUCGGUUUCUUUGACACACAAGUUGGUUCUUCCAUCAAUUUUGAAGUUAUUUCGACCAUUUCAGGUGAUGCGCAACUCAUUCAGGAUGUCAUGGCUGAUAAGUUACCCAACUGUCUAUGUCACCUAUCGGCACUCGUAUUCAGUAUGGUAGUAGGCUUCAUACUUUCAUGGCGGCUAGCGCUGGCCUCCCUCCCUUUCGUAUUCCUCUUUGUGGGUCCCGUGUUAGGCAUGGGGGCGUUGCUAAAAGGUCUCGGGAUGAAGAUGAAGGGUGCCUAUGAUAAAGGUGGUGGCGUGGCAGAUCAGGCUAUCUCAUCCAUCAGAACUGUCUAUUCGUACGUUGGUGAACAACAGACGAUCGAUAAGUUUAGUAAUGCGCUUGAGACGAGUAUGAGAUUAGGUAUAAAACAAGGAUUUACAAAGGGUUUGAUGAUUGGGAGCAUGGGUAUGGUAUUUGUGACUUGGGCGUUUGUUGCUUGGGUAGGAAGUUAUCUUGUUACCCAAAAGGGAGAAACAGGUGGCCCGGUUUUUGUUUCGGCGAUCUGUGUCAUCAUGGCAGGCCUGUCAACUAUGAGUGCACUACCUAAUGUCCCAUUCAUUUCAGAAGCAAAAGCCGCUACAUCAAGAAUGUUCGAAAUGAUCAACCGCGUUCCACGUAUAGACAUCAAUAAAACCAAGGGCAAAACAAUACCAUCAGUGAGGGGUGACAUCGAGUUUAGAAACGUUGACUUUUCAUACCCAUCAAGACCCGACACACCAAUCCUACAAGGUCUCAACCUCCGGGUCAAAGCGGGUAGAACAGUUGGUCUUGUAGGUGGAAGCGGGUCAGGAAAGUCAACGGUUAUAUCUUUGAUAGAAAGGUUUUAUGACCCGGUCAACGGAGACAUCCUUCUUGAUGGACAUAGAAUAAAGGGUCUUAACCUUAAAUGGUUAAGAUCUCAAAUGGGGUUAGUUAAUCAAGAACCGGUAUUAUUCGCAACAUCGAUUAAAGAAAACAUACUUUUCGGCAACGAAGGUGUUUCGAAUGAACUUGUUGAGCUUGUAGCGAAAAGAGCAAAUGCACAUGAUUUUAUCGUUAAACUACCCGAAUCGUAUGAAACGCAAGUUGGUCAGUUUGGGAUUCAGUUGUCGGGUGGUCAAAAGCAACGAAUUGCUAUAGCGAGAGCUUUGCUUAAAGAACCCAAGAUUCUUUUGUUAGAUGAAGCAACAAGUGCCUUAGAUUCGGAAUCCGAAAGGGUUGUUCAAGAAGCUUUAGAUCAUGCUUCGGUCGGUAGAACUACUAUUAUCGUCGCACAUCGGCUUACCACAAUCCGUAAAGCGGAUAAGAUUGUGGUUCUUCGAUCAGGAAAAGUAAUCGAAUCCGGCUUGCAUGAAGAGUUAAUGCAGAACAACGGUGGGGCUUACUACCAAAUGGUGCAGCUGCAACAAUCAGCUGCCCAGAGCCAAAACCUAGAUAGUCCGCAUACGCCGAUCAGAAACACGAAUCGUCGAAGAAAUUAUAGCCCGCAAACACCAAGAACACCGAUUAGCAUACAAUCGAGCUUCCAAAAUAGCCCGAUGUCGCCUUUCAGCCCAGCGGUUUCCAUUAACACGGUUCAUUCGGUUCAAAUGAUUUCUUACGAAGAAAGUGAUGACGAGUACGACAUAAUAUCAAACCCUAAUCCUUCGCAAUGGCGUUUGUUGAAGAUGAAUGCACCCGAGUGGAAACGAGCCGUGUUAGGGUGCCUUGGAGCCAGCGGAUUCGGUGCUAUAACGCCUAUACACGCUUAUUGUUUAGGAUCGGUCGUUUCAGUAUAUUUUUUAACCGACAAAUCAAAGAUCAAAUCCGAAAUAGCGAUUUAUUGUAUCGUUUUCGUUGGUCUAGGAGUUCUUUGUUUCUUCACCAACUUACUCAACCAUCAUAACUUUGCGGUUAUGGGCGAACGUUUAACAAAAAGAGUACGCGAAAAACUACUUGAAAACGUGCUAACCUUCGAAAUCGGAUGGUUCGAUCGAGAUGAAAACACAAGCGCAGCUGUGUGCGCACGCCUCGCAACAGAAGCCAGCCUGAUUCGAUCACUUGUAGGAGACCGAAUCUCGUUACUCGUGCAAGUGUUCUUCAGCGCGUUUCUUUCGUUUCUGAUUUCUUUAAUCAUCAACUGGAGAGUUGCAGCUGUCAUGAUCUCGGUCCAACCGUUGUUGAUCGUAAGCAUUUACUCCAAAACUGUGUUGAUGAAGAGCUUAUCUUCUAAAGCGAAAAAGGCGCAAAACGAAGGAACACAGUUAGCAAGCGAAGCGGUCGUGAAUCACCGAACGAUUACCGCAUUCGUUUCGCAAGAAAGAAUCAUGAGAUUGUAUGCAGAAACUCUUAAAGGACCAAGAAAAGAAUGCAUCAAACAAUCAUGGUUUUCGGGUUUGGGUUUAUCCGCUUCCCAGUUCAUAACAACCGCUGCAAUCUCAUUGGCAUUUUGGUACGGUGGGAGAGAGAUGAACAAAGGGAACGUAACCGCGAAACAAAUGUUUCAAGUUUUCUUUAUCUUAAUGACCACCGGCAAGAAUAUUGCAGACGCCGGAAGCAUGAGUUCCGAUCUAUCAAAAGGAGGGGGUGCAGUACGGUCCGUAUUAGCAGUACUCGACAGAAAAACCGAAAUCGACCCGAAUGACUCAAACGGGUUGACCGCUAGAAGAAUCAACGGUGACAUAGAGCUGAGAAACGUUUACUUUUCAUACCCGUCAAGACCCGAGCAAAUGAUUUUCCAGGGGCUUUCUUUGAAAAUUGAAGCGGGAAAAACAGUUGCACUUGUGGGUCAAAGCGGGUCGGGUAAGUCAACUGUUAUCGGGUUGAUAGAAAGGUUUUAUGACCCGAUGAAAGGUUGUGUACUCGUUGACCAGCGGGAUUUGAAAAAUUACAAUUUGAGAAGCUUGAGAUCACAUAUUGCGUUGGUGAGUCAAGAACCGACGCUUUUCGCGGGAAGUGUUCGUUAUAAUAUUGUUUAUGGUAAAGAGGAAGCUAGUGAAGCUGAAAUAAGGAAAGCAGCAAAGCUUGCAAAUGCUCAUGAGUUUAUAAGAGCCAGCUGGACCAGUACUUUUGGACCGUCUUUAUUUGGACUGGUCGGUUAUCAUCAGACCAGUGAGCCACCUAACCAAAUGAUGGUUGGAACCAAGGAUGAGCAUCAGGGAUGAAGCUUCAUAGAGGCUAAGGGGUGCAAGUGUCGAAAAUUUCUGAAAUAUUUUUUGUAGUGUAAAAUAUUUGUUUUUAAGAGUCUGCCCCCCCCCCCUAAAUUUCCGUUCAAGCUCUGCCACUGAAGAGCGUUCGGUACCGGUACCCAUUUUCGGGAUCGGUACUGGUAUUUUUGGUUGAUUUACCUUCCAAUACCGGUACCGUACCGAUUAUUUUUGGUACCGAUACCCAUUUUUCCCAUUUUCGGUACCGAGCUCAUCCCUAGUUGAAACCGGUCUUCAAAUUUAUUAAUUUUCUUUCCAAAAUCACAUAUACUACUUUUGGCCUCAUAUUUUGUAUACUUCAGGUUUCAUACUUUGUUAACAUUGCAAAUCCACAUCAAACCGAUAAACUACUUCCAUAUUUUAUUGGAAAAAUUACAAGUUUUGUCCUUUAUCUUUAUACCACUUUUCAGGCGGUGUCCUUUUUAACGAAUGUUGAC
Molecule: messenger RNA, 3926 nt
Organism: Helianthus annuus (common sunflower)
Lineage: Eukaryota; Viridiplantae; Streptophyta; Magnoliopsida; Asterales; Asteraceae
Product: putative multidrug resistance protein
Exons: 8
Coding region: 22-3447 (1141 amino acids)
Biological process (GO): transmembrane transport
Cellular component (GO): membrane
Molecular function (GO): ABC-type transporter activity; ATP binding; ATP hydrolysis activity
Source: RefSeq, a predicted model, not a curated record